Messenger RNA from Humulus lupulus (European hop), 393 nucleotides. RefSeq lists its product as uncharacterized. Gene Ontology annotation, biological process: DNA integration. Gene Ontology annotation, molecular function: nucleic acid binding. The coding region runs from base 1 to 393 and encodes 130 amino acids. Lineage: Eukaryota; Viridiplantae; Streptophyta; Magnoliopsida; Rosales; Cannabaceae. The transcript has a single exon. The record is from RefSeq and is a predicted model, not a curated record.
AUGGUCGCAAUGGAUUACUUUACAAAGUGGAUUGAAGCCAAACCACUGACUACGAUUGCUUCCCAAAAGGUGCUCGAUUUUGUAGUCAAAAACAUCAUAUGCAAAUAUGAGUUACCAAAGAAGAUUGUUUUAGAUUAUGGCACUAAGUUUGACAGUGACACAUUUACAAAUUUUUGUAUAAGGCAUGGUAUCACCAAAAGCUUUUUCGCAGUUGCUCAUCCCCAAGCAAACGAACUAGUAGAAGUUGUUAACAAAACCUUAAAGGACACAAUGAAAAAGUGUCUCAAAAGGCAAUUGGUCGGAUAUUUUUCUAGAAGUCUUAUGGUCAUAUCAACCUACUGCUCGAACCUUGUUGAUGCCGUUUUUCAUCAACUUAAAUUGGAAGAGCACUAA